GUUUGUCUCGCGCACGUACGAGGAAGAGGGCAUAGCCGAGCGGAGAUAUGGCUGCACAUUGGUGCGCGUGACUCACGCACACGCUGCUGAUAUAUCUCGUUAUCCGAUAGCCGUAUCUAGGGCGUGCUUAUAUCCGCUCCUUAUCGCGGCAGUGUUUGUCGAGGCAGAUAAGACGGCCGCGAGUCGCGUACGCGUAGCGUCUACCUGCCGUCCGCAUCAGUCGAAAACUCGACUGCAUGUACGGCGCCUGCUCGACUAGUUUCGGCGUGAAAUAAGUGAAAAGUGUGCCGCGGUAUCGAGUUCCGCCCGAGAUGGUCGUGAAAACCCAAGGCGCCGGUAUGGCCCAGCUGGAGCGCAGGAUCGAGUGCGUCAAGUACACCCUCUUCUGUUUCAGCGCGGUCAUGUGGAUGCUCGGCACCGGCAUGUUCGGCCUGUCGAUAUGGCUGCGAGUGGAGCCGGGCUUCCAGGAGUGGGUCGACUUCCUGCAGAUCGGCGAGUUCUACAUCGGCAUCGACGUCCUCAUCUUCGCCUCGGUGCUCGUCACCGUCGUCUCCUUCUUCGGCUGCGCCUCCGCCCUCCUCGAGAACAAGCUCGCCUUGCUCAUCAACAUCGGACUGCAGGGCCUGUCCUUCCUCUUCGGACUGGCCGGCUCGGCCGUACUGCUGGACUACUCGACCUACGACAGCCAGAUCCAGCCGCUGAUCCGCAAGUCCAUGACGAACCUCAUCGUCAACUCGCAGCACGAGCACGUCUCGGUCAUCCUCAGGAUGGUGCAGGAAAACAUCGGCUGCUGCGGCGCGGACGGACCGACGGACUACCUGAACCUGCUGAAGCCUCUGCCCACCGAGUGCCGCGACACCGUCACCGGCAACGCCUUCUUCCACGGCUGCGUCGAGGAGCUCACCUGGUUCCUCGAGGCCAGGGCCGGUUGGCUCGCCGGACUCGCUCUCGCCCUCUGCAUGGUUCACGUCGUCCAGGCGGUGCUCUCGCUCAUCCUCAUCCAGGCCAUCAAGAAGGAGGAGGACAACGCGACGUUCAAGCGCUAAGCCACAACCGAUCCCCUCUUUAGUUUAUAGUUUUUUCUUCACUUUUUUCUAUUACGUGUAAUUUAACGUAGAUUUUUAUACCUUCUGCUUAAUCAACGUGUCGUGUGCGCGUCUCUGCGAACAACGACUGUUUCUUUUUAUAUACCGUAUACUGUACUUGUAGGCGUCCGGAGCCUUGCGCAAUUCCUAACAAGUCUAUGUAGCCGUAGUCGUAAAUAUACUUUUGUAACACAUUACCAUAUUUAUAUGUUAUCGUCGAAAUAAAUCAUGUUCACCCAUA
Nasonia vitripennis (jewel wasp) is the source of this 1326-nucleotide messenger RNA. It is a transcript of the gene Tsp2A, whose product is annotated as tetraspanin-2A. The transcript has 5 exons. NCBI's taxonomy places the organism in Eukaryota, Metazoa, Arthropoda, Insecta, Hymenoptera, Pteromalidae. The coding region runs from base 312 to 1046 and encodes 244 amino acids. The record is from RefSeq and is a predicted model, not a curated record. Gene Ontology annotation, cellular component: membrane.